Gryllus bimaculatus (two-spotted cricket) is the source of this 268-nucleotide messenger RNA. NCBI's taxonomy places the organism in Eukaryota, Metazoa, Arthropoda, Insecta, Orthoptera, Gryllidae. The record is from the annotation of a GenBank genome assembly.
AUGGGUUCGAUUGCUUCUGUUCUCCAGUGGCACUGUGAACGGUGCACCUUGAUAAAUCCCACGGAGCGAACGAAGUGCGUCAGGUGCGGGACGCGGCGCGAUAGCCUACAGAGUGGUAGACCGAGUGCGCGGGUCCGCAAGCAUUCGGCCGCACGGACCGAUGAAUUGAGUGACAAGAAAUCGCGCAGUGCGGGUGCGGCGGCUGCUGUGUAUCAGGUAAGAAAAUAGUACCCAUUUUCAACACGGCGGCGAUUUUGCACCGAGGCGG